Molecule: messenger RNA, 1105 nt
Organism: Orycteropus afer afer
Lineage: Eukaryota; Metazoa; Chordata; Mammalia; Tubulidentata; Orycteropodidae
Gene: FBXO25
Product: F-box protein 25
Biological process (GO): protein ubiquitination
Cellular component (GO): SCF ubiquitin ligase complex; cytoplasm; nucleus
Molecular function (GO): protein binding
Source: RefSeq, a predicted model, not a curated record
AGCUAUGCCAUUUUUGGGUCAGGACUGGAGAUCUCCUGGAUGGAGUUGGAUUAAAACAGAAGAUGGCUGGAAAAGAUGUGAAUCCUGUAGUCAGGAACUUGAAAGAGAGAAUGAGUAUAACAUCAAUCACAACAUUAUCUUAAAUAGUGAAGAUGAAGAAAUAUUCAGUAAUGAAGAGUGUGAAUAUACAUCAAAAAAAAGGAAAAAGGACCAUUUUAGAAAUGACACAAAUACUCAAUGUUUUUAUCGUGAAAAAUGGAUCUAUGUCCAUAAAGAAAGCACAAGAGAAAGGCAUGGCUAUUGUACUUUGGGAGAAGCUUUUAAUCGCUUAGACUUCUCAAGUGCAAUUCAAGAUAUCCGAAGGUUCAAUUAUGUGGUCAAACUAUUGCAGCUAAUUGCAAAAUCCCAAUUAACUUCAUUGAGUGGUGUGGCACAAAAGAAUUACUUUAAUAUUUUGGAUAAAAUCGUUCAAAAAGUUCUCAGUGACCAUCAAAAUCCUCGCCUAAUAAAAGACCUUCUACAGGACCUAAGCUCUACACUUUGUAUUCUUAUUAGAGGAGUUGGGAAGUCUGUAUUGGUGGGAAAUAUCAAUAUUUGGAUUUGCCGAUUAGAAACUAUCCUCACCUGGCAGCAACAGCUGCAAAAUCUUCAGAUGACAAAGCAAGUGAACAAUGGCCUUACACUUAGUGAUCUUCCUUUACACAUGCUGAACAAUAUAUUAUACAGAUUCUCAGAUGGAUGGGACAUCAUAACUUUAGGUCAAGUGACUCCAACAUUGUAUAUGCUCAGUGAAGAUAGACAGUUGUGGAAGAAACUUUGUCAGUACCAUUUUGCUGAAAAGCAGUUUUGUAGACAUUUGAUCCUUUCAGAAAAAGGUCAUAUCGAAUGGAAGCUGAUGUAUUUUGCACUUCAGAAAUAUUAUCCAACGAAAGAACAAUAUGGAGACACAUUACAUUUUUGUCGGCACUGCAGCAUUCUCUUUUGGAAGGACUACCAUCUUGCUUUAUUAUUCAAGGACUCAGGACACCCCUGCACCGCAACGGACCCAGACAGCUGCUUCAUGCCAGUCUCUCCUCAGCACUUCAUUGAUCUCUUCAAAUUUUAA